Molecule: messenger RNA, 2328 nt
Organism: Scedosporium apiospermum
Lineage: Eukaryota; Fungi; Ascomycota; Sordariomycetes; Microascales; Microascaceae
Product: Pre-mRNA-splicing factor ATP-dependent RNA helicase PRP43
Exons: 3
Coding region: 1-2328 (775 amino acids)
Cellular component (GO): intracellular anatomical structure; spliceosomal complex
Molecular function (GO): ATP binding; RNA helicase activity; RNA binding
Source: RefSeq, a predicted model, not a curated record
AUGGGUGACAACUCAGACACCAAAGGCACAAAACGCCGCAGCGCAGAGAGUUCCGAAGAUUCGAGGAAGAAGACGAAGAUGGGCGGCGUUUCGUUGAAGACCGGCGGCGAGCAGUACAAUCCGUACCUUGCGCAUAUGGCUGCCGAUGGCGCAUCGAACGGCGAUGGCGACGUACCCGCGAACUCGCCUUUCGCGGGCUUUAAGCGCCGCGCGACAACAUCUCAGCAGGCGGAGAAGGUUGAGGAUAUGGAUGUGAAUCCUUUCACCAACAAGCCUCACACAACGCAGUACUUCAACAUCUUGCAGACUCGACGAGACCUCCCGGUACACAAGCAGAGACAGGAAUUCCUUGACAAAUAUCACUCCAGCCAAAUCCUUGUCUUUGUUGGAGAGACGGGUUCCGGAAAGACAACCCAAAUUCCUCAAUAUGUCGUCUACGACGAGUUGCCCCAGCUCAACAAGAAGCUCAUCGCUUGUACCCAGCCCCGCCGAGUCGCCGCCAUGUCAGUCGCUAGCCGCGUGGCAGACGAGAUGGACGUCGUGUUGGGUGAAGAGGUCGGAUAUAGUAUUCGAUUUGAGGAUAUGACCUCGUCGAAGACGAUCCUCAAGUACAUGACCGACGGUAUGCUUCUACGGGAGGCUAUGCACGAUCACGAAAUGUCGCGCUACAGCUGCAUUAUUCUCGAUGAGGCCCACGAACGUACCCUUGCCACCGAUAUCCUGAUGGCGCUUCUGAAGCAGAUCGCGAUUAGGCGUCCCGAACUGAAGAUCAUCAUCAUGUCGGCUACCCUUGAUGCGCAGAAGUUUCAGAAGUAUUUCCACGACGCGCCUCUUUUGGCAGUCCCUGGUCGAACGCACCCCGUGGAGAUUUUCUACACCCCCGAGCCUGAGCGGGACUACGUCGAGGCGGCCAUCCGAACGGUUUUGCAGAUUCACGGAUCCGAGCCUGAUGGCGAUAUCCUUCUGUUCCUGACUGGUGAGGAGGAGAUCGAGGACGCUUGCCGAAAGAUUUCGAUCGAGGCAGACGAGAUGAUUCGCGAAAUGGGUUGUGGUCCUCUCGCCGUCUAUCCUCUGUACGGUUCCCUACCCCCCUACCAACAGCAGAAAAUUUUCGACAAACCUCCGCCUCCCCUCCGCAAAGGCGGAAGGCCUGGUCGCAAAUGCAUCGUGGCUACCAACAUCGCCGAAACCAGUUUGACCAUUGACGGUAUCGUCUAUGUUGUGGAUCCCGGAUUCAGCAAGCAGAAGAUUUACAACCCACGCAGCCGCGUCGAAUCCCUCCUCGUUUCUCCCAUCUCAAAGGCCUCAGCGCAGCAGCGCGCUGGUCGUGCCGGUCGUACCAAGCCUGGCAAGUGCUUCCGGUUAUACACGGAAGCCGCUUUCAAGAAGGAGCUCAUUGAGCAGACAUAUCCCGAGAUUCUCCGAUCCAACCUGGCUAACACGGUCCUCGAGCUCAAGAAACUUGGUGUCGAUGAUCUAGUGCACUUUGACCUCAUGGACCCUCCUGCCCCCGAAACCAUGAUGCGUGCGCUAGAAGAGCUGAACUACUUGGCAUGCCUUGAUGACGAGGGUGAGCUCACCACCCUUGGCAGCAUGGCUUCUGAGUUCCCUCUUGAUCCCGCGCUCGCGGUCAUGCUUAUCUCAUCACCCGAGUUUUACUGCUCCAACGAGAUUCUCUCGAUCACGUCGCUCCUUUCCGUGCCCCAGAUCUUCAUGAGACCGGCGAACAACCGAAAGCGUGCCGACGACAUGAAGGCCCUAUUUGCCCACCGCGACGGAGACCACUUGACGCUCCUCAACGCAUACCACGCCUUCAAGGGUCAAGCAAACAACCCCGAGGCCGAUGUGAAGAAGUGGUGCCACGAGCAUUUCCUUUCGUACCGUCAUCUUUCCAGCGCCGACAAUGUGCGCACGCAGCUCAAGCGUAUCAUGGAGAUCCAAAACCUGGAGUUGGUAUCCACGGACUUUGGUGACCCCGACUAUUACACCAACAUCCGCCGUUGCCUCCUCACGGGCUUUUUCAUGCAAGUGGCGAUGCGGAAUCCUGCCGCGAAGGUAUACUGCACGAUUAAGGACAACCAGGUCGUGCGGCUCCAUCCUUCGACCGUGCUCAAGAUGGACCCCGAUUGGGUCGUCUACCAUGAGUUUGUCCUGACGUCACAGCAGUACAUUCGCACCUGCACCUACAUCAAGCCAGAAUGGCUACUUGAAAUUGCCCCUGUCUAUUAUGACAUAGACACCUUCGAGCCCGGCGAGGUUCGUUCAGCGCUUAUGCGAGUGGUCGCCAGGAGGAAGCGUCGGGAGGAAAUUGCCCGCAACCCUCGUUAG